Molecule: messenger RNA, 2062 nt
Organism: Ilex paraguariensis (yerba mate)
Lineage: Eukaryota; Viridiplantae; Streptophyta; Magnoliopsida; Aquifoliales; Aquifoliaceae
Source: the annotation of a GenBank genome assembly
AAACUCAAUUCAAUUGAACCACCCAUGGAAGUAACCUGGUUAUACACAUCCCUCUCUCUUAUCCUCCUCCUCUUUCUAGCUUUCAGGUUCUUGACGGAAAAACGCCGUAACCUCCCACCGAGCCCCGCACGGGCGCUUCCGGUUAUAGGUCAUCUCUACCUCCUGAAACAACCUCUUCACAGAACCUUUCACAAGCUUUCAGAGAAAGCUGGCCCAAUCAUAUCUCUCCGAUUCGGAACCCGAUUGGUUGUUGUUGUGUCUUCGUCGUCGGUGGUGGAGGAGUGUUUCACCAAGAACGACGUCGUUCUCGCCAACCGCCCUCGUUUCACAAUCGGCAAGUACUUAGGCUACAACUACACCAACAUCGUUGGAUCCCCCUACGGCGACCACUGGCGCAAUCUCCGGCGACUCAGCGCACUCGAAAUUUUCUCCGCCAGUCGUCUCAACAUGUUCUUAUCAAUUCGACAAGACGAAAUCAAGCGAUUACUGUGCUAUCUUCGUCAAAAUUCAGUCAAUGGGGGUUUCGCGAAGGUUGAUUUGAGGUCAAAAUUAUCGGAGCUGUCAUUCAAUAUGGUUAUGAGGAUGAUUUCAGGAAAGCGAUACUUUGGAGAAGACGAGGGCAAUGACGAGGCGAAGCAUUUUCGGGGCCUCAUAAAGGAGGCAGUCCGAUACGGCGGUGCGUCGAAUCCGGGAGAUUUCUUGCCGGUUUUACGGUGGAUUGAUUACAAGGGUUUAGAGAAGAAUUUAGCGAAGCUUAGUGAGAAGAUGGACGUGUUUUUACAGGGUCUAAUUGAUGAGAACAGGCGUGAUAUUAAUAGUAGAAACACCAUGAUCAGUCAUUUGCUUUCUCUGCAACAAUCACAACCAGAGUACUACACCGAUCAAAUCAUCAAAGGGCUUGUGCUGGUAAUGCUAACUGCGGGCACAGACACAUCAUCUGUGACAAUAGAAUGGGCAAUAUCACUUUUACUCAACAAUCCUGAGAUAUUAAAAAAGGCUAGGGCAGAGUUGGACACUCAUGUGGGUUCUGAUCGCUUGAUCGAUGAAGCAGAUUUGUCCAAUUUGCAUUACCUUCACAAUAUCAUAUCGGAGACUUUUCGAUUAUUUCCGGCAGCACCGUUAUUAGUGCCACACGAGUCUUCUGCUGAUUGUACAAUUGGGGGAUAUGAUGUGCCACGCGGCACAAUUUUAUUAAUUAAUGCGUGGGCAAUUCACAGGGACCCUAGAGUAUGGGAUGACCCAACAAGCUUCAAGCCUGAAAGGUUUGAAGGUGGGGAGGUUGAGGCACACAAACUAAUGCCAUUUGGGAUGGGAAGGAGGUCCUGCCCAGGUGCUGGAUUGGCUCAGAGAGUGGUGGGUUCGGCCUUGGGAUCAUUGAUUCAAUGCUUUGAGUGGGAGAGGAUUAGUGGAGAGGAGGUUGAUUUGGCUGAAGGAAAAGGGAUCACCAUGCCAAAAGCUAAGCCACUGGUAGCCAUGUGUAGAGCUCGCACCAUUAUGGACAAAGUUCUUUCAGAAAUUGAAAAAAAUGUUUGAGAAUUUCUUGAAAAGUUAUUAUUGUGCAGGUAUGUAGAGGUUACGCCUAAAAUGAGGUUUAAAAAGUAUAAGUUAAAGACAGUUUUACCUUCUAGUUUAAAAGAUAGACUAUCCUCACCAUUGAAUCACGACUAAAAUAUUCAGUGUGACAACACUUCUAGUAUUUAAAUAUUUACUCAUAAAUUACAAUAAACUAUGGUAAUGAUAUUAUGUAAUUAGUCGUUGUAUACAUAAUUGAGACGUUUUAUAUAAGGAACACAUUUUUUUGUUGCAUUUAUCUGCUAUUGCUAUUAUUCUAACUUUUGUUCUUUGAUAAUUGAUUGCCAUCGACAGCAAAUAGCAUUAUUCUAUCACUGAAAUUGAUAGUGGCAGAAACUUGCACACGAUCACUGAAAUUGAUAGUGGCGGCCUUCCAGAGUGCUCCACUUUUAUAUAUACUAGUUGAUGCAUACGUGUAAUAUACGUUAAUUAUUUUUACUUGUUUUAAAAAAAAAUAGAUAAAUUGUACCAAUUUUCUUUAUGUAGAGAU